Argentina anserina (silverweed cinquefoil) is the source of this 1194-nucleotide messenger RNA. RefSeq names its product imidazoleglycerol-phosphate dehydratase 1, chloroplastic. Gene Ontology annotation, molecular function: imidazoleglycerol-phosphate dehydratase activity. Gene Ontology annotation, biological process: L-histidine biosynthetic process. The coding region runs from base 50 to 883 and encodes 277 amino acids. The record is from RefSeq and is a predicted model, not a curated record. NCBI's taxonomy places the organism in Eukaryota, Viridiplantae, Streptophyta, Magnoliopsida, Rosales, Rosaceae. The transcript has 8 exons.
GACCAAAGUACAAGGCUAUUGGAAAACAAAAACUAGCGAGAGACAAAAAAUGGAGGUAUCAGCACCACCCGGUGUUCUACGCUCACCACCAUCUUCACUCUCAUCUCCGCCGCCAAAACCCAGACUCCUCACCUUCUCCAAUCCCCGGUUGUCAUAUCUCCCACGAAAGCAGCAGCCCCACUUGAACCUCAAACACAUGGACUCCUCCUCUCACUCUCACAGAACCAUUACUCCCUGCGCCGCUCACAAUGGGUCCACUCUCACCGAUUCCCCAACUGCCUCUGGGGCGAGAAUUGGAGAAGUUAAGAGGGAGACCAAGGAGACUAAUGUCUCGGUCAAGAUAAACCUUGACGGCACUGGAAUUGCUGAUUCUAAUACUGGGAUUCCCUUCCUUGAUCAUAUGUUGGAUCAACUUGCUUCACACGGGUUGUUGGACGUGCAUGUGAGGGCUACUGGUGACAUCCACAUUGAUGAUCAUCACACCAAUGAAGAUGUCGCUCUUGCUAUUGGAACGGCUUUGCUUCAAGCGCUUGGUGAUAGGAAAGGGAUCAACAGGUUUGGUGACUUCUCCGCUCCUCUUGAUGAAGCGUGGAUUCAUGUCUCACUGGAUUUAUCUGGCCGACCACAUUUGGGUUAUGAUUUACAGAUACCCACCGAGAGAGUUGGUACCUAUGACACUCAGCUGGUGGAACAUUUUUUCCAGUCUUUGGUGAAUACAUCUGGUAUGACGCUUCACAUCCGACAGCUUUCUGGAAGGAAUUCCCAUCACAUUAUUGAGGCAACCUUCAAAGCAUUUGCGAGGGCUCUCCGGCAAGCACUAGAAUAUGACCCACGUCGCCUUGGGAGCAUUCCAAGCUCUAAAGGUGUACUGUCACGUUCUUGAUGCUCCCUAUUCCCUCAAUUUCUUGAAGCACAUGAUAACGAGAUUCAGAUGGUUUAUUUUCUAAUGAUCUUUGGCCUAAGCUCCAUCUUAUUAAUUCAACACGGUUCUGACUGAUCUGCUGGACUCUCACAGAUUCCAGAGAUGUCAAGUUGAAAACAUAGAUGUGAGACGCUGAGAGCUGCUGCAAUGGCUAAUAGGGCCAAGUCUUAAUACAGUUGUAUGUGUGACAAUGUAAUUCAUCAAUAAGUUAUUCGUGGUUUGAUGUCGCAAAAGAUUUCUGCUCCCUCUGAUAUGAGAAAGUUUCUUCUAGA